This is a messenger RNA of Belonocnema kinseyi, 1240 nucleotides long. Its product is annotated as zinc finger protein 69 homolog. The transcript is spliced from 3 exons. NCBI's taxonomy places the organism in Eukaryota, Metazoa, Arthropoda, Insecta, Hymenoptera, Cynipidae. Gene Ontology annotation, molecular function: RNA polymerase II cis-regulatory region sequence-specific DNA binding; DNA-binding transcription factor activity. Bases 1 to 747 code for a protein of 248 amino acids. The record is from RefSeq and is a predicted model, not a curated record. Gene Ontology annotation, biological process: regulation of transcription by RNA polymerase II.
AUGGUGUCUGUGCGGGCUAUGAUGAGAAUCACAAAUAAGGGCCGCCAAGAAAGUUCCUCAAAAGCAACCGUAAGGCGAAAGCGUAAUCCGAAAUAUGAGACAAAAUCUUCUACUAGUGAAUUUUCAUUUCACAACAAUUCUGAAGCCAAGACAAUAAUUAAAUAUGAAACUGACGAAACUUUGGACAUCAAGCAGGAAAUCAUACAUGACGAAGAAACGACAGAAGUUACAGACCCAAGUUUAAAUCAAAAAAAUGAAUCAAAAGUAUGCACCGUAUAUGUAAAAGAAGAUUUUUUAGUUAGUAACAUGAAGCAGCAGAGGCAAAACAAGCAGGAGAUUCAGAAUUCAGAACCAGAAAUUAAAUACAAAUGCAAAAAGUGCGCUCGGAGCUAUAAAGAGAAAAAGUAUUUGACUAUUCAUAAAAAAUACGAAUGCGGUGUCACACCACAGUUCAUGUGUCAUUUAUGCGGCAGACAAUGUAGACACAAAAGUAGCUUCAACUCUCACAUGCGUAUUUUUCAUCUUCCUAAAUCAAACUCAGAGACAUCUAAAGUGAAUUAUAAUUGUGACAAUUGCACACGUAGUUACAAUUCCACCCGUGGUUUAGCUCGACAUAAACGCGAAAAGCAUGCAGCAGUUAUACCAGAAUUUAUUUGCGAUUAUUGUGGUCACAAAACGAAUAGAAAAUUUCAAUUGGGAAUCCACAUUAUUUAUUGUCGCAAUCGGAAGCUGUUUCGAAAGAGUUAACUUAUACUCUCUGUCAAUGUUAAGAUAAAUACUUUUUUUGUCCUUUUACUUCAUAUAAUUUCCAUUUUGUUUUAAAAAAUAUAUAGAUAUAAGAAAGUGUAGAUCUUUCAGUAUAUUUUUUUACGUGUACUAGAAACUUUUCCUAUUCCUAUGAAACUGUAAAACACGCUUCAAAUUUUGCAUGUGACUUUCAUUUAGCCUAGUGUCCAUGUAAUAUUUACUGUGGGCUGAUGUUGUGAUUUCCGCUUUAUUAAACAUUUAGAAGUACCUUAGAAUAUGGAUAGCAUAUCUAGAAAUAAAAUUAUGGUACAUACGAGAAGUUUCUAGAAUAUAAGAUCAAGUUGUCCAGAAAUUCCUGUCGGAAUUUUUAAUGAUAUAUUUAUAUAUCUUUUAUAGCAGUAUAAUGCGUAAAAUCUUUUUCAAAAACCAUCUAAGAGCUAAUAAAAUUAUAUAUUGAAUGUAGUGCCGUGAAACGAUUUUCCCUUUUAGUUAA